UUUUUAAAUAUAUUCUUUUUUAAAAAUAAACUGUAUUUAAUAUCUGAAUAAUAAAUAAUUUGUUGAUGCAGUAAUCAGCCUUUAAUGUAAACAACAUUUUAAAACAUUUUUUGUUGGCGGAAUAACACAAAGCGUUUUUAUUUGUUGUCCGCCUGCAUAUUUGAAGGGGGUCAAAAAAUGGCAAUGAGCUGUACAGUGGUUUCCAGAUCAGGCAAUUAAUUCUCCAUAAAGUUUAUUCUUCAAAGAGCUAUAAUAUCCUUGGGCCAGCAGCGAUAUUAGUUAAGUGAGGGCAAAUACAACAACAAAGAGACCAUGAUGCCUGGAGAAGAUCUUUGUGAUGAUGAUUACUAUGGAAUAAAUCCAUAUGAAAGUUUCAUGAAGAAACAUUUACAGCAUUAUGGCUAUUACACUGGGAGAAAUCAAAAUUAUAAACAUCACUUUAAACACUAUGAAGAGUGGGAAAAAAACUAUGGCUAUACCAUGAGUAGUGAAAGUUCUGAAGAUUCAGAUUCUGAUACAGAUGAUGACAAGGCUUGUGACAGCAAACUUCAAGAGGAUCUGCUGAAAACUACACAGCUUAUAUACAGCUGUGGAGAGUCAGGAAAAAUGGUGCCACGACUCAGAGAACCCAGAAGUUUGUAUGCUUUAAAUAAAGAGCUUGGCCCACAGCAAGCUGCUAGAUGGCCUGCUGACCUGCAAGUCAUCAACGAGAGAAUCAAACACAUACAAACAAUACCCACAGAGCCUGAACCAUUUUACAAACAAACUGGCUUUGAAAAGUGCCCAAUGGUCAGAGGUGAAGCCAAUGGAGGCAAAGUUGUCUUCUCUUAUGAAGCAAAUUCCAGUUUUUUUAUGAAGUCUCGAGUUGGUGGAUCUCGAAAUGGAUGUGACCAGUGCAGCAUCAGUCUUGAGUCUGAGAAUGACACCACAUUAAUUUUUGAGUCAAGGUUUGAAAGUGGUAACUUAGGCAAGGCUGUACAAGUAGGAGAAAGAGAUUAUGAGCUCUGGCUUCGCCAUGACCUAUAUACCAACAAACACACUCAGUGGUUUUACUUCAGAGUGUCUAACACAAGGGCUGAUGUGGAGUACAGGUUUACUAUAGUUAACUUUAUGAAAUCUGACAGUCUCUAUAAUGAUGGCAUGAAACCAGUUAUGUACAGUGAAAAAGAAGCAGAACUGAAUAAAGUUGGAUGGAUCAGGGCUGGCAAUAAUAUCAAGUAUUACAAAAAUAAUCUCAGAUAUGAAAUGGGCAAAGGAGAGCGCUACUACUACUCCAUGACAUGGACCAUCCAAUUCAAACAUGACAGAGACACAGUGUACUUCUCUCAUUGCUACCCUUACACCUACACAGACCUACAAAACUAUCUACUGGACCUGACCAAUGAUCCUAUCAAAUCAAGAAUCUGUAAGCAGAGAGUCUUGUGUAGAACACUAGCUGGGAACCUUGUUUAUGUCAUAACUAUUACUUCUGCUUCCCAGAAUCCUGAAGAUAUGAAGCACAAAAAGGCAGUAGUCGUGACCUCAAGAGUUCACCCAGGUGAAAGUAACUCUAGCUGGAUGUUAAAAGGAUUUUUGGAUUUUGUCACAAGUAGCUCUCCAGAUGCUAAGCUUCUCAGAGACUCAUUCAUCUUCAAAGUGGUUCCAAUGUUGAAUCCAGAUGGCGUCAUUGUUGGCAACUACAGAUGUUCUCUGACUGGUCGUGAUCUCAACAGAAACUAUAAAACAGCUUUAAAAGAUGCUUACCCCUCUGUGUUUCACACCAAACAAAUGAUUAGAAAACUUCUACUUGAGCGAGACGUUAUUGUUUAUUGCGACUUGCAUGGGCACAGUAGAAGACAGAAUGUGUUUAUCUAUGGAUGUGAACAACCUCACAGGUCUAACAAAAGAUUUCAUGAAAGAAUUUUCCCGUCCAUGCUCAACAGAAACACACCUGAGAAGUUCUGUUAUGAUUCCUGUAAGUUCAAAGUUCAAAAAAGCAAAGAAGGCACAGGAAGGGUUGUGAUGUGGAACAUGGGCAUUAUGAAUAGCUACACUAUGGAAGCUACAUUUUGUGGCUCUAGUCUGGGCAAGAAGAAGGGCUUUCAUUUUAACCAGAGAGACUUUGAAAUGAUGGGCUACCACUUCUGUGAUACACUCUUAGAUUACUGUGAUCCUGACAUGACCAAGUGCGACCAAAUUCUCUUUGAAUUGAAACAGAAACACCACAUGAUGGUCUUGGCUAAAAUGGCUGAGAAAGGUUUACAAGUGGAGGACUUCCCAGAGGUUGACAUGUCCACUGACACAGAAUCAAGUGAUGAUGGUUCUGACAGUUCUAUAUCUGAUGGGCCCCCUGUACAUCUACAGUUCACUGCUCCUAAGCCUAAAAAAAAGAAGUUACGCAGUAAAAGAGAAAGAGAGAAACUGCACAAAGAAGAAGCCAGAAAAACAACCCCAGUUCAAGAGGACAAAAAAAUGAGGAAUAAUCAAGUAAAACCAUUGAAACCAGACAAUGGAAAGGCAAUGAAGUACUCAACCAAUAUACCAAAAAGAGCCCGGUCUCUAGAUGAUCGCACCAACUCUGGUAUUCCAGUGUUUGUACAGGAAAGAUUUGAAGAGAAGCAACAGAAGAAACAUGAAUACCUUGAAGCUUUGACUGCUGCAUACAUCAACAAUAACAUUCCUAUAGUCACAGAUCCAGCAUUUGUAAAGCUGGAUAAUAACUAUAUGAAAGGUGAAUUGGAUAAUGAGCUUAUUACAAUGGCUGCUAGUGAAGAAGCUGAUCUCAAAAGUGAUAAACGCACUGUGUUUGGUGCAGAAUCACCUAAGCCAAUGACAGUAAUGACCAGGCAGCCAUCUAAAAUUGCAAUGGCUACCACUGAUAUUUGGUCUUCUGAACCAGUUAUACACUUUCGCUACUCUGGGAAAAAUUCUGAGUUUCUGAAUAGUCAUCCUCAUCCUGAGCCCAGCCAGCCUCGUCCUUCUCAGGCUGCUGGGUCAGAAGUGCCACAGUCAAAUGGUGAAGCAUUGACAGACUCAGCCAGAUUCCAGUCAGUGUUUCGUGAACUGGAUUUGCAUAGAAUUACACCUAAGUGGCUACAAGAAGAGGCAUCUAGAAUUUAUGCCAGGAGAGGUGAUGAUUCACCGUUUAAGAUCUCCCGUAUAUUUGGGAGAAGAGAGGUCGCUUCAUCUGAAACCAGCGUGGAAGACAUUUUGAAAUCUAGCCUGACCCACUCGGCAUCUAGCAGUCUGGCCCGCAGGAAACAUAAACCCCACCUUCUAGAAGUGUCUGCAGCUCAGCAGCGUCAAACAGAAACCUUGUCACAUGAUAGGAUGAGCUCAAUCAAAACACAUCCAAACCCUUUCGAUGAGAUCUCUGAGGCCUCUAGAGCUGCUUCAUCAGAUCAGACAUCUCAAGCCACUGUCUCAAGUGUAACACCAGUAAAGGUUGUACAGUUACAGUCAUCUGAUGUUGGUAGUGACAUAACCACAUCACAACAAACUCCACAAGCUCCUAAGAAGUCUGGAAAAAGUUUUAGAGAAAAAAGUGGAAGAAAAAGCAGAAAAUCUAUGAGAGAUGAUGAAGAAAACUGUAUGGAAACUACUAAACACAAUUCUGCGGAAGAAGGAACACCUAGCUCCGCUGAGUCUAGGAAACUACUAUCAACAGAACAUAGGACACUUAAUUUGAAUAUUGCACUAGAUGUUAAAGCUGAAAUGGUGAUCCCCAAAAUUAGUGCAAAAUCAGCCAAAAAUGGACGCAUGAAGUCUACAGAGAUAACCAAUGUGCAAGAUAUUAAAAAAGCAUUGACUUCUACUAACACUGAUUUGUCUGCUGAAGGUGUGAGCAAUGCAGGGGAUUACAUUCAAAAGCUUAUUAAGGACACAAGUGAAGAAAUCAAAGAUCUAACCAAUGAAAUUCAGCAAGACUUGGAGAAAAAACAACUUAAAUCUAGAGAAGCCUCCAAAAUGUCCAUUGUGGAUUUUAAAGACAAACAGUUUAGAGAAAAUACACAAUUUUCAGAGAGAACCCCAACAGCUAGUGCACAGUUAUUAUCUUCAUCAGGGAGUGAGCUUAUGUCACACAGUUCUAGCAGCAUUUCAGAAACUAAGAAAACAAGCUCUGAGAAAAACUUGUUUCCUUCAGUGUUGCCUUCACCUCAUUUGGUGACUGACAGUUUUAAUCACGCAAAACUUGAAGAGAUAACUAAGUUCAGUCCCUUAGAUUCUGUAAAAAUAAGUGGAGAAAUUAAAUUGAGUUUAGUGAAUGGUAAGAGCAAAGAUGCUCAGGAAGAGCUCUCUAGGUCUAGAAGUUUAAAACGACAUUCCAGCCUGACUUCCAUGCAGUCAUCCAAUAACAGAGUCCCAGCACAAGGCAGACAUAGCACCAGCCAGGUAAACAAUAGCAGUGGUAAUGUGGAUCGCAUUACUCAUCCAACAUUUGGGAGUGUGCCGCAAAAAAUGUCCAGGCCAGUUCUCGAGGAUCCUGAUGAUGGGGCUUCACACCGACAGCUGAACCCAUCCAGCCUUCUCACUAGCUACAGCCCCAUUGCUAAAGGAGUUCGACUGAACAAGCACAACUUGGUCUUUAAAGGUGAUGGACAACAUCCAGAAAAUGGUGGCGUAAACACAUCUAGGAGCUUAGUUAACUAUUUAGAUGUCAGAGAAACCCAGGAAGGAGAACUUGGUGAUAACACAGAGCCAUCACGUUCAAGGUCUGCUAAAUCUAGUUCACGCCAGGUCAUCGAAACCAUUCCUAGCAAAAUAUCCUUGAUCAUUUGCCAGGACCAUCAGGACACAGGGUCAAUGCCAGCAAGCCAUCUACUUUCCCUUUCUCGUCAAGGACAAAGAUCUUUGUUUAGCAGGCAACAAGUCAGAAGGAAAUAAAUGUUGGUCUAAGAUUUUUUGAGUUAUUUGUACCUACUACUGCCAAUAAUAAAAAGACUGCUUUUUUCAACAGUACAGCACAGUGAUUCAUUAACAUUUUACAAGCAGAUUUACUAUUGUAAGUUUGUCUAUGUGCAUAUAUUACGAUACAAAACUUUAAUGCAGAUCUUUUGUUUUAACAAAAGUGUUUAUUAUGAAAAAAAUAAUUGAAGUAUUUCUUGAAAACAAAGUGCUAUUUUAACAUUGUAAUGUGUAAGACCUCCAAAUGUUCAUAAAUUUAAUUAGAUAUAAUGAUAAUUGCUUUUUUUUUUCGGUCAAUAACUUUAUUAAAAUAGUAUUUGUAAGUUUUACAAAUGUUAAUAAUAUACAAGACAAGCUGUGAUAUAAUUAUCUAUUGUCAAGUUGAAAGAAUAAAGGAAUAUAUUUCUAACCA
Biomphalaria glabrata is the source of this 5296-nucleotide messenger RNA. RefSeq names its product cytosolic carboxypeptidase 2-like. The coding region runs from base 313 to 4863 and encodes 1516 amino acids. Gene Ontology annotation, molecular function: zinc ion binding; metallocarboxypeptidase activity. The transcript has 40 exons. Gene Ontology annotation, biological process: proteolysis. The record is from RefSeq and is a predicted model, not a curated record. Lineage: Eukaryota; Metazoa; Mollusca; Gastropoda; Planorbidae.